Hydatigera taeniaeformis is the source of this 501-nucleotide messenger RNA. The record is from the annotation of a GenBank genome assembly. Lineage: Eukaryota; Metazoa; Platyhelminthes; Cestoda; Cyclophyllidea; Taeniidae.
AUGAAUUGGCGUACUGGUCUAUCACUUGCCUUUUCUGCCCUCAUUUCUGCAAUAAUCGCAGCCCUUGCUGCAAUUUACUACACUGAAUACGAUGUUGAGCGGGCGUUUUGCGGCAAUAUUUUUGACUUUGAAGAUGAACUACCACCUAACCGUUUUGUUCUGGUGCGCUACCUGUACGUGUUGUCAAUUUCAUUAAACUACCUUCUGCCCGUUACUGCUGCAAUUUUGUACUACUCGGAGGUAUUGGAGGCCUUGAAAGAAUUCGAUGCACCCAUCGCUGUUAUUGAGGAGGCCGAGAAAUUUAUCCGCUUGGAUGGUCAUCUCCUACUAUGGCUGGGUGCGCCUAUCCACAUGUUGGAGUCCAUUCAACUCAUGCAUUGGAAGAGAGAAUUGUUACAUGGAAAAUUUUAUGCAAAAGUAUUCACAAUGCUUGCUGGGGCUUAUUGUAUAAUGCAACCCACUCUUCACAUUGUCCUGAAUAUGGCAUCCAGGAAUGAGUAG